GUUAAAUAUUUAGUGUAUGUAUUUUAUAGCGGAUUUUGAUUUUGUUUAGUUUAUACAAUAACGUUUUUGGAAAACAGUUAACACGAUUGGGUUCAGCAUACUCGAACUAGGUUAACUCGUCGUGUACCACGUUUGAUAGAAAAUGUCAAAUUCAUGAGCAGUUAUUUUCUCUUCUUUUAACAGAUCUCACAAAACUAUUCUUGAGGAUAUUAAUUACCAACUAGAAUUAAAUCGGGCAAUUCCCGGCAAACCCGAUCAAGAUUAUCCUAUUUAUAGCACAGUUUCCUAAAACAACAUUUUCAUGUAAUGGUAAGCUAGAAGGAUAUUAUGCUGAUAUCGAAAGUAGAUGCCAGCAUUUCGUAUAUGCACAAAUACCGCGACAUCUACUCAAGGUUUUUGGGUUCCUAUGUCCUAAUGGGACUCUUUUCAGUCAAAAAUUAUUGGUCUGUGAUUGGUAUAGAAAUGUGAAGUGCAACGAUUCAGAGUUAUAUUAUAAUAAUAAUAAUAUUGAGGUGGGAACUGAAUUUACCAUAAUGAAAACUAUUCGCCUUAUGAUGCAAUACCCUAUUAAAAUGCUUAAAGGAGAUUAUACUCGAUAUAUUGAAGAACCACAUGCAGAGAAAAACUUUACAAAUCGAGAAAAACUAUAUUAAACAUUUUUACGAUUACGAAAACCCGAAUCAAAACAAUAGAAGCAGUUUGUUGAUAAAUAAUUUGGGAGUGUUAUCACCUGAUAUCAAUUACGUAGUAAAAAACGAAACAGCCCCAACUAAUACUUUCAAAGAAAUACAAUCAGUGAAAUAAACCUUGCCUUGAAUAUAAAUAACUUGGCGGAAACAGAAGUAAUCAAUGCAACAACUCAAAAGAAUCCUGAUACUAUAAAUAAACAGCCAUUUCGCUUUUUAAGUCAGGAAUUCUCAACUCAAAACUUCCUAAAUAAAGAGGCACAUGAGAAAAUAAACCAUACAAUCGAUAUCAAUUCACUAUACGACAACGACCAAGUAAUAGUCAUUAGAAGCAAUAAUACAAGUAAUAGUACAACAAAAUAUGUUGAACAUUUUAUUGGCAAAAAUUAUACAGAAGGAAAUGUUGAUAAUUCCGAAUUAUAUGCCGAAGAUGAUUUCAAAACUGAUCUUAAAAUAAGUAAUUUAACGGAAGUUAUAACCACCAACAUAAAUUCUGUUAAAGAGGCUCCAAAAUUCGAAGCAAUAAAAGGCAAUAAAGAAUAUUUGCAGAAUUAUUCGUCGAAUCUUCUAAUAAAUGGCAUAAUACAGACUUCUAUAGAACCUAAAAUAUACGAACAUAAUGCAACAGUAAACACCAAAAAAUAUUUUAAAAACUUUUUUACUAAGCGAAAUUUGCAACAAAUAUUAAUUACAACUCCAAAGAUGCUCUCAACUACCACAACUAAAAAUCCACGACUUUAUUAUAAAGAAACUCUUGCAAAUCGCUUACAUCCUUCUUUUACUCCCCAAACACUACCCCUGAAAGAAAAAUCUAAGCAUGAACAUUAUUCCAUUUCAAAAAAAAUUGUACGCAAUGCCAGCACAGGGAGUGCUAAUUUAAGUAACAUUAUAAAUCACGGUUCAGACUUGCCAUAUCAACCAACUUGGGAAAGUGUUCAAAAAAAUUUAAUGCGCUAUAAAAUUUCUAAUGGUAAUAUAUCCCAAAGUUCUAAAAGAUAUUUAAAUAGAGAAAGAACACCAUCACAUUCCGUUGCAACAAAUGAGGAAAAACAAAUUUCAACUGUGGAUGACAAUACGAAGGACUCUUUUUUUAACACUCAUGAGCAUAAACGGAUUCAUACACAAAGAAAUUCAUUUAUUAAUAAUGAUAAUAGUAUUAAAAUGGCUAACUCUAGUAACGGUCUAUUAUCAAACAUAUUACAAAUUCAUCAGGAGCAUGGGAAUUCCUCAGGAUUUUCCGAAUAUUCAGUUAUUGCCGGUGCUCAGGAACAACCUAUUUCCAGUGUUUUAGAAGAAAGUAACAAUAUGAAAUUAAAAAAUAGUUCCCAGAAAAAGUAUAUUAGUUUAGAAGAGUUUUUCAUUCGAAAAUUUGGUGAUAAAACAUAUACUCAAUAAUUAUUUUAAGUAUCAUAAUUUCGGAUUUUCAAAACUCAAAUUUCAUACAAUUAAAAAAUAUAUAUGUACUAGAUCCCUGUAAAAAUAAUUGGAGUACAUGGGUCAUUUUGGUAAACCCAAAACUACUUCCCUAGUAGUGCUGUGAAAUACAGGCAAUGGAUCAUUUCCUGCGUGGACCAUGUACUCCCAUAAUUUUAAUAUUCAGUUGUAAUGCAUGUGUGUAUUAAAUGGUCCUUAGAUUAGUUUUGGACCAGCCCCAGUCCUUUGCAAAGUACUCCUUAUUUGGGGCUUUCAAAAUAAAAGGUAAAAAAAUGUUAUCUUUUAGAAAAAAUUAUAACCAUUAUUAUUAUCUAUAUUAUUUAUUCUUCCAUAUAUCUAUAUUAAUAAGGAUUCGUUUCAAAAUUCAAAAUGUUACAUAUUAAGUAUCUUGGAUGGAAAUGUUAUUUUUCAAUAAAAAGCACUCCAAAAAUAUUAAACAAUUUAAAAAUAAAAUGUUCCUCUGAAUACGGGUUUUAAAUAUAGUAUUUAUUCUCGGUAUCUAGGAAGUAAUG
Lucilia sericata (common green bottle fly) is the source of this 2632-nucleotide messenger RNA. RefSeq lists its product as uncharacterized. The transcript is spliced from 4 exons. Lineage: Eukaryota; Metazoa; Arthropoda; Insecta; Diptera; Calliphoridae. The coding region runs from base 1389 to 2081 and encodes 230 amino acids. The record is from RefSeq and is a predicted model, not a curated record.